Molecule: messenger RNA, 228 nt
Organism: Prunus armeniaca (apricot)
Lineage: Eukaryota; Viridiplantae; Streptophyta; Magnoliopsida; Rosales; Rosaceae
Source: the annotation of a GenBank genome assembly
AUGGGGUCAAGAGGAGGAGUAGCGCUGGUUGGAACCAUGAUGGAAGCCACGGUUGCGGCGUGUGGAGCUGUAACUUUGACGGUGGAUUGCGGCGGUUGGUUUGACACAGCCUUAUGCGCUUGCUUCAAACCAUGGUUGUUUAGAAGGCUUCGUUUAAGGGAUGAAUAUGAGGAAAUAGAUUCCUUUGAGUCAAGAACACGCUUCGAGUAUAACUCGUGCUCUCAAUAA